Molecule: messenger RNA, 975 nt
Organism: Notodromas monacha
Lineage: Eukaryota; Metazoa; Arthropoda; Ostracoda; Podocopida; Cyprididae
Source: the annotation of a GenBank genome assembly
GGGUUUCCCUGCGCCACAGGAUCUCCGGGCACGCCGCAGACGCCUUGGCUCUGCCAGCACCCUCCUCGUCACCGCCGCGAAUUCAUAGUGAUCUGCUGGCUCCUGCGACAGUCUUCCUCGCGUCAGUCAGAGCAGUGAACGCUGUACCUUGAUCUCGAGAGGCGGUGUCUUGAAUGCGACUGGUUUCCACGGGCUCAGUUCCUUAUUCGCUGCUCGUCAGCGUCAGGUGCAAGCAAGGUCGGCUUCGCAACUUGACUUUCCACUCGUGUCCUGAAAAACUCAGUGAACGUGGUUUGUGAAUAAGGGGAGAGGAGACGAACUAUGUCAUCGGGGGAAAACCGUGAAUUUUCGUGUUCGAUGAAACGUUCAAGCUUCUUGAAAACCCGCGAAAUGAAACUGAGCUUUUCGCGGUCGGGAUCGUCGACAUUGAGCGACGGACGUCCGAGCAUGUCCUUGCUGUCGCCGUUGUCUCCAAGACCUCGGUCUCCUCCUGGCGACGCGUUCGCGUCGUGUGCCACGCCGUCGUCCUGCGGCCCGACGUUGUCAGUGUCGCAGCAUCAUCAUUUGAGCAAAUCCCUGAGCUGCACAUCCAGCACCUCGCUGACUACACCUGGAUCAAGUGCUGAAAAGCAACAUCACGUAUCCUACGCAUCUCGGUCGCAAAGCUCCGUCGAGCAACUCACGUCAACUUCUUUCACGACGCUUCCUCGUUUGCUUUUGCCACCACCGCAGGAAUACACCAGGAGAUUCCGCGACGACUCGCUGGAUCAACUUGUAGCAGCAGGCGAUGUGAUGUUAGAAAUCGUUUCUUCAUGCAUUAUGGAUGACAUGCAAAGUUGUGAAGUACUGUUCCUACGAUCCGAUGACGUUGACUUUCGGACAUUUCCGCAGCAAACCUUACAAUUGCUGCGUGGUUUGGCACUCGUCUGCGAUCCAGGAAUAGAAGCUGCGUCUUUUAAACCGAGCUUCACGUAA